UUAAUGGGCCUGGAAAGGAACAGAAAGUCUGUGCAGCCCAGCCCAUGACUAGCCCAUAUGAAAUGGGCACCGACCUUGAAUCCGUGAUGAGUAUCAAUCCAACCUCGAUAGUGGUCUCGAGGAUAACCCCUGCGCCGCGCCCCCUUCUCACCUCUCUUGUUCUCUCUCUCUCUCUCUCCACUUGCCUCCCGUGCCUCUCCCUCUCUCCUCUCUUCCGCCGCCUCGCCGUCUCUCUGGUUGUACCCUUCAUAUCUGGCCAUUGAGCCGUCUUCUUCAGGCAUAUGGGUGCAUUUUGGGGAGAUAGUCAAAUCACUCAAAUGGAACCAUCAAGCAAUGGCCAAGCAACGAUGUCUGUUAAUCUUGGAACCCAGCAACUUCCUCCUACCAGCAAACAGAUUGCACAGGUUGAUUUAUUGCCUAGGUUCCAUACAACAUCUGUUGACAAGGGGUCACAGCCGCUGUCAUUAGCAGAAAGGCAAUUUGCACAAUCUAAGGUUCAAACUUCCUUGUCUGCAAACUUUGGGUCGUAUCAAUUUUUGCCAACCAACAAUCAGCCUGUACAGAUGGAACCAUCGCCAAGAACCCCAAAUCCCAUGCCUGUUUAUUUUGGCUUGCAUUCACUGUCAUCGACAAAUAGAAGACCAUCAGACAUUUCUAGAUCUCUCAACAUUCAAACCUCAAUUCCCAAUAAUCCAGGGUUAUUACCUCCUCUGUAUGCCAACAAGAGGCAGGUCCAAAUGGUACCAUCACCCAAGCUUCAAGCUGUGACACCAGCUACUGUGGGGCUCCAACAACUUUCAUCAACUAAUAAGCGUCCAGCCCAGACAGAAUUACCAUCGAAGGCGCAAACUGAGAUUGAAUCUGUGAGGUUAAAACUCAGGGAGUCUUUGGGUGCUGCUUUGGCAAUGGUUUGUAACCAACAGAAUAAGCAACAAGCACCACAAAAGAGCAUGAAGGCUGAGGAAACAGAUGCAGGUACAUUAAAGCCAACAGAAAUAAAUUCUCAAUCAGACAGAUCAGGAACUGUACAAGAGAAUGCUUUGUCUGGUACUUCAGAAGCUUCAGCCUCCAAUGAGCAUACAGAAAAACAGGAAAGCCAAAUUCCAGCAGGUGGUAUUGCAGCUACUGAAAUGCAAGACUUGCAACCAAGCCAUGGGAUUUUAGAGGAUGAUUUGCUAUUAAACAAUAAUUCUGUUAUCAAAGAUGAACUUCUUCAGGGACAUGGUCUCUGUUGGGCUUCUGAUGCCACUAUUACCUCUGAAGGAAUAAGUAGCUUUACUUCUAAAAAACCAAAACUAGCACUUGAGGAAGCUAGAGGAGAUCCGGGUGGAGUAUCAGAUCAAACUUCUGUUACCCUUGCGAUCAAAAUCGAAGCUGAGCUUUUUAAAUUACAUGGAGGUGUCAAUAAAAAAUAUAAGGAAAAGGCCAGAUCUUUGUUGUUUAAUCUGAAAGAUCGCAAUAACCCAGAGCUAAGGGAGAGGGUAUUUUCUGGUGACAUUGCUCCAGAACGUCUUUGUUCCAUGACUGCAGAGGAACUUGCUUCCAAGGAACUCUCUCAAUGGAGGUUAGCCAAGGCAGAAGAGCUUGCACAGAUGGUGGUAUUACCUGAUUCUGAUGUCGAUAUCAGGCGAUUGGUGAAAAAAACUCAUAAAGGAGAGGUUCAGGUGGAAGUUGAACGGGAUGAUAAUGUUUCUGUGGAGGUGGCACUUGGAGCAAGUGUGCUCACGCAGAUUCCGGCAAAAGUAAAUGAAGGGGAAACUCAAGCUCAAGGGAAGACAAAUGACAAAAGUGGUGUAGCUGCAUCCAGACUUCAAGAAAAGGCAUCUGAAGUCUCAUUGACAGGGAAGAAGGCUGAUUUAGGUGACCAGAACCUUGGCGGCAAUUUAGAUAUUCUGAAUGAGAAGCCUGAUUUAAUGCAAGAGCUCAUGGUGGAUGAACUGAAAGGUGCAGAAUUACUUCCCCCAAUAGUAUCUCUUGAUGAGUUUAUGGAGGCCCUUGAUUCUGAGCCACCAUUUGAAAAUAUGUCAAUGGGAAGAGGGGAAGAUAUGCCUAGUUUUGAUGGGAAAACCUCAGAUUCUGUUGAGCCUCAGAAAAGUACGGCCUUGGAUGAGUUGAGCCCUAAAGUGGACUCUGCUUCAGGUAGCUUAGAUUCCAAGUUGAAUUCUGCACAAGCUGGAUCAGUAUCAAAGAUGGAUACCGUGGGUACUUGUUUGGUUGCUGAUAACCCUGAGAAGGUAGAUUCCAAGGAUCCGGAUAUUGAUGGUGAGACGAAAUCCAAUUCUAUUCAAGCUGGAUCAGAAGCUAUCCCUUCUGGUAGUGCAUCCAAGGGAGGCAAUAUCUGGGAAGGGUUAAUUCAAUUAGCUGCUUCUUCACUGGUGACUGUUAUUGGCUUCUUCACAAGUGGGGAGAGAACAUCUACUAGAGAAUGGCCUAACAUACUUGAGAUCAAAGGAAGAGUCAGAUUAGAUGCUUUUGAAAAGUUCCUCCAAGAUCUUCCACUCUCUCGGAGCCGUGCUGUUAUGAUUGUACAAUUCUGCUGGAAGGAAGGUUCUCCCGAGAAUGGUCGGGUCAACCUCUGUGAGACAGUGGACUCAUACAUUGCUGAUGGAAGGCUUGGUUUCGCUGAGCCUGCUUCAGGAGUGGAACUCUACUUCUGCCCGCCGCACAAGAGGACUACUGAAAUGCUUGCAAAACACCUAUCAAAGGAGCAGAUAGAGACGUUAAACUCAGCUGAAAAUGCCCUCAUUGGUGUGGUUGUAUGGAGAAAGGCUCAUGUAACCGUAUCACCCAGGAUGUCAUCGCACAGCAAGAACAGUAGCACCAAGAGACAGCUUUCUUCCAGAAGACAUCAAAAUGUUAAUCCCACCAUUAAUUCUAAGAACUUGCAGGCCCCUCCACCCAUUGCCCACCCUUCCCUUCCAUCCCUCCCAUCUGAUGAUGAAACUAUGGAUGAUGUACCCCCCGGAUUUGGUCCGGACGCUAGGGAUGAAGAUGAUCUUCCUGAAUUUGAUUUUUCUCAUGGAAAUUCUCAAGCUUCAGUUCGUAAUGCCUCCCACUCUUCUGGCCUUGGUAUAGCUGGUAAACUUCCGGCUGAUCAAAUGAGAGAGCUAGUGCACAAGUAUGGUCAGAGUGAAACUACAAAGAAACCAGCUCUGGAAAUCCAACCAUGGAAUGAGGAUGAUGACGAUGAUGAUAUUCCAGAAUGGCAACCUCCCCAGGAUAGCCAGCCACACCCUCAACCCCAUUCACUCACACCACCACCAACGGCACCACCUACAGCACAAGUGCAAGCCUAUCAGACAUUAAAUGGUCAAACUGCGCUAUUUAACCAACAAAUGAUGCAAGUAACAACACCUCAGCAGCAGUUAGCACAACCUCAACAACUUGUUCAGUUUGCAACAGCACUGCCCAUGCAACUACAGCCACCUUUGCAAUCUCAGAUAGGGAUGGGGUACGUGCAGCAGGUCCAGCAGAAUGUGCAACCUGGUUGGCAGCCUGCACAAUGGUGGCCCCCUGCUCCUGGGCCAGCAGAUGCAGGUCCAGGUAUGAAUGCCCAGGUGCAGCCUUCACAGUAUGGUUCCCAACUGGGGGAUGGACAAUUCUAUGGGAUGCAAGGCCAUGGAGCCUCCCAUAAUGGGACCGGGUGGAGGCAUCGAUAAGUUCAACAAUUUGGGGUGGGGGUGCGCUGACUGUUUGUUAACCAUUCCCUGAGGCAAUCAACUUUUUGUAGCAAGCUGGCAUUCCAUCUGUUCAAAUAUUUUGCAUUUCCUUUUUUUUUUUCUUCCCUUUAUCUGCAGGUCUGUAUCAGGGAUCCUUGUAUA
Molecule: messenger RNA, 3821 nt
Organism: Dioscorea cayenensis subsp. rotundata (Guinea yam)
Lineage: Eukaryota; Viridiplantae; Streptophyta; Magnoliopsida; Dioscoreales; Dioscoreaceae
Exons: 6
Coding region: 282-3659 (1125 amino acids)
Biological process (GO): DNA-templated transcription
Cellular component (GO): nucleus
Source: RefSeq, a predicted model, not a curated record